GUAGGGGGCUGUAAUGCGCUAUCACGAUGUCUGCCAGUCGCCAUGAAAGAAGAUAACAGGAGCUAGCAGUUGUAGAAGAAGACGAGCCUGGUUCAGCUAGUAGACCUCAGCCUGUAAAGUUUAUUUACACAAUGGAGUUGUCUUCAGUGAAUUGUUUGAAAAGUUUUGUGAGCGAGAGGCUGACAGUUGCAGCUCAAGAAAUAUUCGGAGUAUUUGAAAAGACUUUACUUGUAUACCAAGAGGAGAUCGUCCGUCAGCGCAGACUUUUAGAUGCCGUCCUAAAACCAGACAUAAAACUACAACGCACAGAUGUCCCACAGCCACCGAUCGGAGAGGAGAGGGUUCUUCUUGACCUCCAGAGUAGCACCCGUCUGGACCAAGCAGAUCCAGAGCUUCAGAUUAAACAGGAAGAGGAAGAAGUCUCUACCAGUAAUGAGGAAGAGCUAUUUGCACUGCACCAGGAUACAGAGGCCUUUAAGUUUAGUCCAGCUCGUGAGGGAAGCAACCCCAGUGAAGAUGGGACUCUACUGUUGGAUCCUCAUCAAACUCCAAAUAUUACAGAGCAAGAACCGCAGUCCACUUAUUCAGAUGAAUGGAUACAAUCUGAAUUAAAAAAAACUGACACAGACCUAAAUGUUGACCAGCAUUUUCCAACAGGAGUGGAGCAGUACAUGUGCUGCAUUUGUGGGAAAAGUUUCAAAAUGAAUUCAAAAUUGAAACUGCACAUGAAAAUUCACACAGGGGAAAAGCUUUUCUGCUGCAUGUACUGCAACAAGGGGUUUGUUUUCAACUCAUCACUAACAAGGCAUCUCCGCGUGCACACAGGGGAGAAGCCCUAUGAGUGUGGUUUGUGUGGGAAAAGGUUCAAUGUCAGUACAACCUUGAAAGUCCACUACAGAACCCACACAGGUGAAAAACCGUAUCAAUGCAAGAUGUGCGAAAAGGCUUUUACCACCUGUUCAAACUUAAAGAAGCACAUGUCUUUACAUCAAUGAGGUGGGAAGUAGGAGAUUGUGCAGGAAAUGAUAGUAACAAAUACAAUGCUGCAGGAUGUAACAACAUCUGCACAUUUCUUAUUUAUUUAUUGAUCUACUAGUAGUUCAGCCACAGGCACACCAGGACUGUUGCAUGGUAUAAGAUUGAUGUUUUUAUAUCAAACAGAAUUCUUGGAAUUAAACAAUAUCUUUUAUGUGUUACAGCACAACAUGCAACAUUUAUUUUGAAUCAUUUGUGCUAUGGACUGAUGAUUUAUUUUAUUAUGAUUUUUACUUGAUUAAGAUAUCAAAGGUACCGGUUGCCCUUUGCUAAGGGUUUAAAGUGAAACAAUACUUUGCAGCAUUCAGCAUGAAUAACACGUUUAUUGCACACAAGGACUUGUGCUCGGUGGUGUAACAUUAAUGUUUUAUACCAAACAUCACGGUUAACAGCACGGUUUAGUAAAACAACAAUCUAUAAUUGAAGUAAAUGACAUGCACACAUAUCAAUCAUAGGUCAAAUGUUGCUUACAUUGGCUGAUUUAAUUGAAGUCUAAAUACAGAGCUGAAAAUUAUGUGUUACUAGUUGAACAUUUUAUUAUUAAAUAGGUUUCUUAUC
Molecule: messenger RNA, 1593 nt
Organism: Labrus mixtus (cuckoo wrasse)
Lineage: Eukaryota; Metazoa; Chordata; Actinopteri; Labriformes; Labridae
Product: zinc finger protein 177-like
Exons: 2
Coding region: 132-995 (287 amino acids)
Biological process (GO): regulation of transcription by RNA polymerase II
Molecular function (GO): RNA polymerase II cis-regulatory region sequence-specific DNA binding; DNA-binding transcription factor activity, RNA polymerase II-specific
Source: RefSeq, a predicted model, not a curated record